AUGCUUCCCCCCUUUUCGCCUCCUAAGCUCUGUCGCGAAGUCAAGCCAUUCCUGUACAAAUUGCCCUUGACCUUUGAUGGCCAAUCUCAGCUGUUCGACUGGCUGUCAAAAGUAGAUCAUGGUUACCUUCGUCACGUAGAAGAAAUAGGCUUCAAGUUGCACGAUAUCAACCCCGACGAAAUUGUUGGAGCGCUGGGCAAGAAGCUUCAGAACGCAAACAUCACUAGGGCGAGCGGCUCUCGCGGUCCAGAUACUCCAGAUAACCCAUAUUUUGAGGCUUGCCGUGCGGAUCUCAGACGGAUCGGAGCAGCGUUCCGUCUGCUCCCUAACCUCCGGUAUCUGACCAUCCUCUCGGCUUCAGACAGAGAUUCCCGGCCCCAUCACCGGACCCAGGACGCCUUUUCCAAGUUGGUCGGUCAGUGUUUUCCAAAAUUGAAAUCCCUUAUUAGCGAGGAAGAUCAAUUCCCGAUCGACUUCGUGUCCGGAAAACCAGAAUUACGGAGACUUCGGUUUCCGGCCACGACCAGUAGCGACGACGAGGAGACCGAAGGACUCUUCUCGGCUCUGUCCUUGAGUGAACUCGAGAUUUGCCGGCUGCCACACCAUACCGCCAGCGGUGCCGAAGAAUGGGACUGCGUGACCCCCAUCCUCGAGGGUUCACCGUCCCUGCAGUCAUUGACCCUGUUCGAGCGACACGGAGCCGAGACGCCGAACCUGGCAGCCGAGGUAUUCGUCGGGUCACAGGCCGCGCUGAGAAGACACCGGGGUUCCCUCCGGACGCUGAAGCUCCUGGCCAAACCCGGUCCCGAGUACUCGGCAGACGAAGACAGUGACCCCGUCCACCCCGAAGCCUGCUGCGCCGCCUUCCUCGCCCAAUCCUCCCUGACCCACAUCGAAUUCACCGACGUCUGGAUGCCCAUCUACGAGCAGCUCCCCCGCACCAUCCAGACCGUCACCUGGCGCCUCGACGAAUCCCCCCGGCCGCCCAACGUGGCCACGUCCGUCGCCCGGAUCAAGAAGAUGGUCACCCACGCCGUGCGCGCCCGGGGCAACCCGCGCGAUCCCACACUCCCGCUCCUGACCCGCAUCUCCAUCCACCUGGACGGCUUCUUCCCCGCCGCGGACAUCCGGCAUCCGGACCAUCCGUCCCGAGAGAUUUUGAUGAUGGCGCGGGCCAAGUUGGGCGAUCUGGGCAUCCGGCUCGACUGGAAGGGGUGGGAGGGGGUGCCGGGUUUGUGA
Letharia columbiana is the source of this 1239-nucleotide messenger RNA. RefSeq lists its product as uncharacterized. Bases 1 to 1239 code for a protein of 412 amino acids. Lineage: Eukaryota; Fungi; Ascomycota; Lecanoromycetes; Lecanorales; Parmeliaceae. The transcript has 2 exons. The record is from RefSeq and is a predicted model, not a curated record.